GCUGGGGUGGCGGGGGUCGCCGCGGUCGCCGGCUCCCAGGCGGCCAUGACGGCGGCCGAGGAGGCCGAGGGGCCCGCGCUCUGGCGCCUGCCCGAGGAGCUGCUGCUGCUCGUCUGCUCCUACCUGGACGCGCGCGCGCUCGGCCGCUUGGCCCAGGUGUGCCGUUCGCUGUGGCGCGUCACCAGCUGCGACCCGCCGUGGCGCCGCAUCGCGCGGGCCUCGCUCAACGCCGGCUUCUCGCGGCUCGGCAAGGACCUGCUGAGCAGUGUCCCAGUGAAGGAACGCGUAAAGGUGUCUCAAAACUGGAGGCUGGGGCGCUGCCGAGAGGGGACUCUGCUGAAGUGGAGAUGCAGUCAGAUGCCGUGGAUGCAAUUAGAGGAUGAUUCUCUGUACAUAUCCCAGGCUAAUUUCAUCCUGGCCUACCAGUUCCGUCCUGAUGGUGCCAGCCUGAACCGUCGGCCUUUGGGAGUCUUUGCUGGGCACGAUGAGGAUGUUUGUCACUUCGUGCUGGCCAGCUCACAUAUUAUCAGUGCAGGAGGAGAUGGGAAGAUUGGUGUUCAUAAGAUACACAGCAACUUUGCUGUCAAGUACUCGGCUCAUGAACAGGAGGUGAACUGUGUGGACUGCAAAGGGGGCAUCAUUGUGAGUGGCUCCAGGGACAGGACCGCCAAGGUAUGGCCUUUGGCCUCAGGCCGGCUGGGGCAGUGCUUACACACCAUCCAGACGGAAGACCGAGUCUGGUCCAUUGCUAUCAGCCCGUUACUCAGCUCUUUUGUGACUGGGACGGCUUGUUGUGCCCACUUUUCACCCCUGAGAAUCUGGGACCUCAACAGCGGGCAGCUGAUGACACACCUGGGCAGUGACUUCCCCCCAGGGGCUGGGGUGCUGGACGUCACGUACGAGUCCCCUUCUACACUGCUGUCCUGUGGCUACGACACCUAUGUACGCUACUGGGACCUUCGCACCAGUGUCCGGAAGUGCGUCAUGGAGUGGGAGGAGCCCCACGACAGCACCCUCUACUGCCUGCAGACAGAUGGCAACCACCUGCUGGCCACAGGCUCCUCCUACUACGGCGUGGUGCGGCUGUGGGACCGGCGCCAGAGGGCCUGCCUGCACGCCUUCCCGUUGACCUCGACCCCACUCAGCAGCCCUGUGUACUGUCUGCGGUUCACCACCACGCACCUCUACGCUGCGCUCUCAUACAACCUCCACGUCCUGGACUUUAAAAACCCGUGAAGAGACGGGCCGCCCACCCGCCCGAGGGCCGAGAACCGCCUACCGCCCCUGCCUGGAGCCUGUGGUGCUGCUCCGCCCUUGCCCUGUCCUGUUCCCUGCCCUGCGGCCACAGUGAUCGGGCACCUGAAGUGGCAGCGUCUCCUGGGGCAGGGUCUGGAGGCGCAGUGAGCAGCUGGGACUGCGGGUCUGCCCUCGCCCCGCCCCUGCGCCUCCCUGGGCAGCCUGCAGGGCAGGGGAGCUGCCACCUCCUGUCAGGCCCCUCCCGGGACACUGUGGCCGGCUUGCACCUUGGGCUCUGCGCUAGCCCUGCACCGCAGGCAGGCUGUGGAAGCACGCCGCUGCUGUCGUUUUUGUAAAAAUAAAGCUUGGCUGUUUCACACA
This is a messenger RNA of Heterocephalus glaber (naked mole-rat), 1617 nucleotides long. NCBI's taxonomy places the organism in Eukaryota, Metazoa, Chordata, Mammalia, Rodentia, Bathyergidae. The record is from RefSeq and is a predicted model, not a curated record.